Molecule: messenger RNA, 510 nt
Organism: Halichondria panicea
Lineage: Eukaryota; Metazoa; Porifera; Demospongiae; Suberitida; Halichondriidae
Product: dynein light chain Tctex-type 1-like
Exons: 5
Coding region: 35-376 (113 amino acids)
Biological process (GO): microtubule-based movement
Cellular component (GO): cytoplasm; cytoplasmic dynein complex
Molecular function (GO): dynein intermediate chain binding
Source: RefSeq, a predicted model, not a curated record
GAGAUAGUGAAGCGUUUGUGAAGAACUGUGUAGAAUGGACGACCUGCAAGGAUCAGAAGAGACCACCUUUAUUGUGGACGAAGUAAAGGGUGUCAUCCAAGAGUCUGUGGAGAAUGUGCUGGGAGCUUCAGCCUAUCAGAACAACAAGGUUAACCAGUGGACAUCCAGUAUUGUGGAACAUUGCCUCAACCAGCUCACCAAGCUGGGAAAACCGUUCAAGUAUAUUGUAACUAGUGUGAUCAUGCAAAAGAAUGGAGCAGGACUGCACACGGCUAGCUCCUGUUACUGGGACAACUCCACAGACGGAAGCUGUACCAUAAGAUGGGAGAACAAGUCUAUGUACUGCAUUGUGACUGUCUUUGGACUGGCCAUUUAGCUCACACUAACUCACUCUUCACUAUGUAUACGCAUAUUCUAUUAUACAAUUUAUUUACUAUCACCUAUUGUGGUGCAUUUUAUAUCAUUGGUUGUCUGCUGUUUUAGAAAAACAAAAACAAAUAAAUAAUAAAA